Molecule: messenger RNA, 1917 nt
Organism: Diospyros lotus (date-plum)
Lineage: Eukaryota; Viridiplantae; Streptophyta; Magnoliopsida; Ericales; Ebenaceae
Product: ABC transporter G family member 4-like
Exons: 1
Coding region: 127-1917 (596 amino acids)
Cellular component (GO): membrane
Molecular function (GO): ATP hydrolysis activity; ATP binding; ABC-type transporter activity
Source: RefSeq, a predicted model, not a curated record
UUAAAAUUUUUGAGCUGGCCAAAAAUUCUUUUAAUUUUUAAACUUCUUAUCGCCACAUUGCUCAUAAACCACAAUGGACACUACUCUCACUAACAUCGUCCUCUUGACCCCUGCACCACCUCCUCCAUGGCCCAUAAACCACCGCCUCCUCCGCCGCCGCCGGCAAAUCCCAAAACCUACACGCUAUCAGCCUCUUCAAUCUCUUACACCAAGCCCACCUUCGCCGGAAUUUCACCCACAUUCCUAUUGUUCAAACCCUGCGCCGCCCCGCCGCCCGCCUACAUCCUCCGCGACGUCUCCCUCAACGCCUACCCAUCCCAAAUCCUCGCCAUUGUGGGCCCCAGCGGCGCCGGAAAAUCCACAUUGCUCGACAUUCUUGCCGCCAGAACUUCCCCCAAAACCGGCGCUCUACUCCUCAACUCUUCCCCAAUCAACCCCUCCUCCUUCCGCAAGCUCUCGGCCUACGUUCCCCAACACGACGCCUGUCUCCCGCUGCUCACCAUCGCCGAGACCUUCGCCUUCGCUGCCGGCCUCCUCCACCCCAAAGCGCCGGACGUUUCCGCCAUUGUGGAGCCACUUCUGGAGGAACUGAGGCUGACACGCUUGGCUCACACCCGGCUAGCUGACGGCCUCUCCGGCGGAGAACGGCGGCGCGUGUCAAUCGGACUCAGCCUCCUGAACGACCCUGCUGUACUUCUUCUCGACGAACCCACUUCCGGGCUAGACAGCUCGUCGGCGUUCAAUGUGAUGCAGAUUCUCAAGUCAAUGGCGGAUUUCCACCACCGGACGGUGAUUUUGUCCAUUCACCAGCCGAGCUUCAAGAUCCUGUCCACCAUUGACAGAAUCCUCUUGCUUUCUAAAGGAACGGUCGUCCACCAUGGAACCUUUUCUUCGCUCCAAGACUUCUUGCUUUCCAAAGGCUUCACAGUCCCUCCUCAGCUCAACUCUCUGGAAUACGCCAUGGAAAUACUCAGCCAGCUCCAGAUCACUAAACCCAUAAACGGCUUCUCAUCGCAACCUCUACUUCCAUCACCACCAAAUGAUACUCAUAACGAACGAGAGAUCAGAUACAAGAGCUCAAGGGUCCACGAAAUCGCCACUCUUUACAACAGGUUUUGGAAGAUCGUCUACAGAACAAAGCAGCUUCUAUUGACGAACUCGCUUCAAGCCCUCGUAGUGGGUCUUGUUCUUGGCACUAUAUACAUCAACACUGGACUGGACAAGAAGGGGGUCGAGAAAAGGCUGGGCCUUUUCGCCUUCACCCUCACUUUCCUCCUCUCUUCCACCACGGAAACCCUACCCAUUUUCAUCAACGAAAGGCCCAUUCUUCUCAGAGAAACCUCAAGCGGCGUUUACAGGUUAUCAUCUCAUCUGAUCGCAAACACGCUGGUUUUCUUGCCGUAUCUUCUCGCCAUAGCCAUAAUUUACUCCAUUUCAGUCUAUUUCUUGGUGGGUCUUUGCUCCACAUGGAAAGCAUUUGCCUACUUUGUUCUGGUCAUAUGGAUCGUAGUCCUGAUGGCCAAUUCGUUCGUCCUCUUCUUGAGCUCUCUGGCUCCGAACUACAUCGCCGGAACUUCUUUGUUAACUCUGCUUCUGGCCAGCUUCUUCCUCUUCUCCGGCUACUUCAUAUCAACCGAAAACUUGCCCAAGUACUGGCUGUUCAUGCACUAUUUCUCCAUGUACAAGUACGCCCUCGACGCUCUUCUGAUCAACGAGUAUUCUUGCCUUGUGAACGAUUGUUUGAUUUGGUUCGAUGAGAAAUCCUGCAUGAUCACCGGGCGGGAUGUGUUGCAGAAGAGAGGACUCCAUGAGAGGCAGAGAUGGACGAAUAUUUACAUCUUGAUUGGGUUCUUUGUGUUCUAUCGUGUCCUUUGUUUGAUGGUAUUGAUGAGAAGGGUCUCAAGAUCCAAGAAGUGA